Messenger RNA from Phalacrocorax carbo (great cormorant), 2454 nucleotides. Lineage: Eukaryota; Metazoa; Chordata; Aves; Suliformes; Phalacrocoracidae. The record is from RefSeq and is a predicted model, not a curated record.
GCGGCGGCUGCAGCGGAGCGCGGCGGCGGCGGCGGCGGCGGCAGCAUGCGGGAGGGGCGGUUCAGGGACAACUUCUGGAGUACGGAUCUGACAAGCACAGUUGGCUAUGACAGUAUCAUUCAACACCUGAACGACAGCAGGAAGAACUGCAAAGAAUUUGAAGACUUUUUGAAGGAAAGGGCAAUUAUAGAAGAAAAAUAUGGCAAAGAGCUCAUUAACUUGUCGAGGAAGAAGCCCUGUGGGCAGACAGAGCUGAACACAUUGAAGAGAUCCCUGGAUAUUUUCAAGCAACAGAUCGACAAGGUGGGACAAGGUCACAUCCAGCUGGCGCAAACCCUUCGGGAGGAAGCAAAGAAAAUGGAGGACUUCAGGGAAAAGCAAAAACUGAAUAGGAAGAAGAUAGAGCUGAUAAUGGAGGCAAUUCACAAAAACAGGAAUUUGCAGUACAAGAAGACCAUGGAGGCCAAACGGCUCUAUGAGCAGCGCUGCAGGGAUAAGGACGAGGCGGAACAGGCUGUGCACCGCAACGCAAACCUGGUGACGCAGAAGCAGCAGGAGAAGCUGUUCCUGAAGCUGGCUCAGACAAAAUCAGCUCUGGAGGACUCUGACAGGAGUUACCAGCAGAACGUUAGCACACUGGAGAAGAUCCGGGAAGAAUGGCAGAAAGAGCACAUCAAAGCUUGUGAGUUCUUUGAGACUCAGGAGUAUGAGCGGAUCAACUACUUCCGCAAUGCCCUUUGGCUUCACGUCAACCAGCUCUCCCAGGCCUGUGUCCAGAAUGAUGAGAAGUACGAGGAAAUCCGCAAGAGUUUAGAAAUGUGCAGCAUUGAGAAGGAUAUUGAUUGCUUUGUAAAUUUACGCAAAACUGGAACUUUGGCCCCAGCUCCUGUUGUUUAUGAAAACUACUAUGACACACAGAGAAAUGCAACUCCUGUGAGAAGUCCAGUUCCUGUACCUAUAUCAAGGAGGGGACCCCUACCCACCCCGACCAGUGUGCCAGAUGAGGCUGAUUACACCACAGUUGAUGGCUACAGCUUGAUACAUCACUAAUACCCACAGUUCUCCAGGCAGAAGACACUGUUGGUCUGGACAGCGUGGCAGAGGUAGUGUUUCAAGUUAUUACCAGCCACAGAGAGCUGAAGUGCAUCUCCAUUUUGAGAAAGUAUUUGAGGUGUCUGAUAAUUAUUUGUACAUUCAGAAAGUGCCUACUAAAAAUCUAUGCCUUUGAUCAGCAAACUCCUUAGUCGGAUAUCCCAUCUUCACACUCAGGGGAAGAAAAGGAAUAUAAGCAAUGGACCCAGGCACAGGGCGACCUUCUGUGUUGGAAGAGGUUUUUGAUUUGAAGUUCUUCUAAAGUGCAGCCUUCCGGGAGAGGCUGGAGUCUCCCACACUCCAGAUAACUAGAAAAGUCAUAUGUGCUGAGGGAGGCAACGCCAUGCUUUGGGAUAUGUACAUCCUUGUGGUCAGGACGUACAUAUCCCACUCAGACCUCAGGUUAUGCUUUUGCCUGUUUCUAAAGGCUUUCGUUAAUGGUGAUUAAACUUGUAAUUUAGAUUUAAUUUCAGUUGUGUCUCUCAGGGAGCUUACCAAACAUGGAGGAGACUAUGGGUCUGGAUUAGUGAGAUGGGCUCCAGGCUUAAGCACCAAUACUAGGAGCUGAUUUGCAUCCUGCCUUGUGCAGCGGUCCACAGCGCAGCUACCUAGUGAAAGGCUGUGCCACCACAAACCUGCUGGGGAGUCCUGCACCCUGCAGCACUGAGGAGGACCUGAAGGAAGUUGGUCAGCUCUUCCAACCGCCUCUCUGAUGAGGGGAUUGUGGGUUUUUAGGCUCAUGGUAUAGCUUGACUCCAGUAGGCUCUGGAGACCCCCAUUUUAUUAACUUCUGGGAAUCCCUGAAUGUGGACUCGUUCUGGCUAUGCACCACUAAAAACAAACUGUUGGCCUGGAGCCAUGAAACUCGGUUCCUGACCAGGUCUCCUCAAAGUUAAUGCCCUUUUUGUUACUGUAUAUAAGAUUAUGGCUUUGGUUCAGAAGCUCACAUGCUUCUGCUGCUUUUCUUUCUGAGGUCCCUGUGUGCAGUGUUGUGUAACAGCUCCUCAGUGCCUUACAGCACUGGACACGGGGGACCGGGACAUGGGGAUCAGCACACAAUUUAGCUGUCUAAACCUGGUGCCAGGUGACUAGCUUCAGAGCAAGAGCAGUUGCUACUUUUAUGAUGUUCUUCACGCUGAAUCUGCAUGACUUCAGCGUGUGCCUAAGCCCGCCAGUCCCUGGGGCUUUUACUGUAUUUCCUUGUGCAGAGAAGGUCACUGUGAGCUUUAACGUCUGUUCUGCUGCAUUAUAACAAACUGUGCAAAGUGCGUACGUCAAGGAAUUAGUUGUCCUAUUUUAUUUCUGAAAGACCAAGUGUACAAAUAUUCUUCUGCUGUAGACUUCUUUAAAUACAUAUUUUAA